This is a messenger RNA of Tilletiaria anomala UBC 951, 2062 nucleotides long. Its product is annotated as MFS general substrate transporter. Gene Ontology annotation, cellular component: membrane. Gene Ontology annotation, biological process: transmembrane transport. The coding region runs from base 212 to 1918 and encodes 568 amino acids. Gene Ontology annotation, molecular function: transmembrane transporter activity. The transcript has 8 exons. NCBI's taxonomy places the organism in Eukaryota, Fungi, Basidiomycota, Exobasidiomycetes, Georgefischeriales, Tilletiariaceae. The record is from RefSeq and is a predicted model, not a curated record.
CUCAUCUGCCUUCGUAUAUUGCCUAUGCACUUCUGCCCAUUGGCUUACUUUCACCACCCACGCUCGCAGCAGCUCCAUGGCUAUCCUCGCUGAUAUAUAUAUUAUCCGAGCCGGAACUGGCGAGGUAGAUUGCCGCAUUCAGGGUUAACUGUCCAACAACUGUGAGAAGUGAAGUUGCGCCGCGAUUUGCUUGGAACGCAGCGUUUGAGAUAUGGCCGUAGACGAGGAGGCUGUUCCAGGGGCCACAUUGCGCCAACUCUCCUCUAAGUCUGAGGAAGUUUCCGCCGGUGCCCGGGCUACAGCCGCCACAGGCUCAGACGGCAAUGUGCAUCGCGCGAUAACCCACCAGGGUCGCGCAGAAUCGACGCGGGACGCAGUCGAACUGAAGGAAGACGCAGACCGUCGGCAGGAGAUGGAAGUCCACGAAUGGGCUUCGCGGAAAUGGUGGUCAGAUGACCAAGAGUGCAGGGCGAGGCGCAAGUUGGACAUUAGGAUUAUGCCGCUGAUAUUUGUCACUUAUGGGUUAGCCUUCCUCGAUCGCUCCAACAUUGGCAACGCCAACACGGCUGGCCUUUCUCGCGACCUCGGCAUGUCCGACAGCCAAUAUCAAUGGCUUCUAACCAUCUUCUACGUCGCCUACCUUCUGUUCCAAUUUCUCCUGCUCGGAUACAAAAUCCUCCCACCACAUGUGCACAUGAGCGCUUGUGUCUUUGUUUGGGGGCUCGCGAGCAUGCUACAAGCGGCGGCUUUCAAUUGGAGCAGCAUGAUGGCGGCUAGGUUUUUCAUGGCAGCAGCAGAAGCCGGCUUCGGCACAGGUGUCGCGCUCUACCUGAGCUUCUUUUAUCCACGCACAGAAAUCGGUAUCCGCUUCGCAUGGUACGCCACGGCCGGUGCGAUCGCAUCUGCGUUCGGUGGCGCACUCGCUUACGGCAUCGUGCAAACUAAGUCUGCCGUUCCACCGUGGCGCCUGCUAUUCAUAAUUGAGGCUGCACCAACGCUUCUCAUGUCAGUCUUCAUCUUCUUCCUCCUUCCUGACUCAAUCGAGGCCUCGCGCUUCCUAACCCAAGAGGAGCGCAACAUUCUGCGAGCACGGCUGUUUAGCAUCGAAAAAGACUUGAAGGUGAUGACGGGGGAUGAUGAACAGAAAAGGGAAAGAUUCUUAAAGAGCUUCGAUUGGGAUCACUCAUUUAAGGCUCUGAAAGAUCCGCUGUGCUACAUGAAUUCGAUCCUGUUCUUCAUCGUGAAUGUAGGAUACGGCGGGAUUCCUGUCUACUUGCCCACGAUCCUGUCCGGCGCCGGCUUCUCAUCAUUGCGGGCACAAGGCUUGACUGCGCCGUUGUACCUCGCUGCCUUCCUCGUGGCGGUGUGCAUCGUCCGGAUCUCGGACCGCGUGCAGCUGCGCGGACCAUUUGUCGCCAUACUUGCGGCCCUCGGAGCAGUGGGAUACUUCUGGCUCGCUACUUUGGAUGGCAAUUGGCAGAGGUACGGGGUGCUGUUCCUCGUGACGGUCUCGCUCUUCACGUAUAUUCCCAUAUGCUAUAUGUGGUUGCUUAACAACAGCAACGGCGAGUCUAAAAAGGGAUUUGCUCUGACCAUCUUUGGCACGAUCGGCCAAUGUGGACCUCUGCUCGGCACGCGCCUCUUCCCGUCGCAUGAACGGCCAUACUACCGCAAAGGCAUGUGGAUCUCAGCGGGCCUGCUCCUCUUCGCUGUGCUCCUCGCAUCGUCCACCAGCGUCUACCUCGCAUGGGUGAAUAAGAAGCGCGACCGUGCGCAGGCGGCAGAAGAGCGGAACUCCGAGCAUGGUGCUGCUGAUGAGAAUGAACGGGGCGAAUUGGCUGAGCAGGAAAACGAGAGGCGGAUCGUGGAUAUCGCCCAAAAGGGAGAGGACUCUAUCUACUUUCGAUACACGCUCUGAGAGGGCGGGCGCAUCGACCGAGCAACACUUCCUGCUGUAUAUCCACACGCUACUAGCACGCAACUAAGCGAAACGGGCCAUGGGAUGUGUUCUUCAGUUUGCGGCACGCAGAGUUGAGCGGCGCCCACGCCCAUCAUACUGCCC